ACAACUAAUUUCGCCGAUCACAGUCUCUUCCUUGACCGCUGCAAAUUCUAGAUGAACUUAUGCAGGUGCCAAACAUCUCCAUAUUUAGCAAUGCUAUGCAUUGACCCACGCGUUUCUGCCAUGUUGUCCAUACUGUAGCAUAUACGGGCGCCCCUUACGACAUGGUAGCUGUAGCUGUAAGCCCGGGAUUAAUGCACCUGAUGCCUACCAACUGGAGGAAAUUGGACUUAUAGAGAUGCGUCGAUCUCCGGGGAAACCUGAAGCGUGCAUUAAGGCCUGCAUCGACAGAAUCAUUUCUUGAAUCUGGUCGUUCAAAGUGAACUCUCGGUGAUCCUCAACCUCAGAGCAACUGACUGGACACCUUCAGUAUGGACAAUUCUUCGACUGAAAGAUGCUUGGAAAUUGAUAAUACCUUCGGUCCUUACGCUGGGUCAUGUCGUGGUGGCUUUGAUUUCACAUUGUACUUCGAAGACACUAUCUUGACCAUUCUACCAGUCGUAGUGCUCCUCAUCCUUGCUCCAGCACGCCUACUAUACCUGCGCACAACACGUCCGAAGGUUGUACGCAGCAGAUGGAGAUUCGUUAAGCUGACAGGAUAUGCAUCGCUAGCCGCGCUCAAUUUUGCAGCGUUGAUACUAUGGAUACAGCCGAUGAGUAUAGCAUCAAAAGCCUCUGUGGCCGCCGCGGGUCUCAGCUUUGUGGGAGCCAUACUAUUAGGACUUCUUUCCUACGUUGAACAUAAUCGAUCUGUCAAACCAUCACUUAUACUGGAACUGUAUCUCCUGUUUACACUUCUCUUCGACAUUGCUCACGCGAGAACCCUGUGGUUACAGCAAUAUAAUCGAAGCCAUGCUGUACUUUUCAUUCUGAUCUGUGGGAUCAAGGGAGUCUCGCUGCUGCUAGAGUCCCAGCAGAAAAGACAUCUUCUAAGACCAGCUUAUGAAACGUGUCCGCCGGAGGCACUCGCAGGGACCUUCAACAGAUGGACAUUUUGGUGGUUGAAUUCAUUGUUCAAGGUCGGUUUCAAAGCCAAUCUCGAUGUUGAUGAUCUAUAUCCGCUGGACAAGUCAUUGCAAUCGGAACAUCUCGAUUAUAUUAUGCAGACAAGUUGGCACCGAGUUACUCGACAAGCAGCAGAUCAGUCAUCUUCCUCUGCGGUAUCCAAGGAGCAGACCACAGAAAUGGCGUUGGAGAGUAAAAUACCGGAGCAGACUACAUUAGUGAAGAAGACCGCUAUUCCGGCGAAUGCGUUAUUCGGUGUAGCAUUCAAGACUCUGAUAUGGCCCAUUGUUGCGGCUGUCCCUUAUCGAGUCGCCUUGAUCGCAUUCACAUUCUGCCAACCGCUACUGAUAGAUAGAGCAAUCACUUUGUCCAACGAAUUUCUUGACAAACAAAGCAGACAGAUAGGAUAUGGCUUGAUUGGCGCGUAUGUCAUUGUGUACUCGGGUAUUGCGGUCACCACCGGACAAAGCCAACACUUGUCAUAUAGAACCAUCACAAUGGCCCGCGGAGGUUUGAUCUCAAUGAUCUACAGAAAAGCCACAAAUCUACAGUCGACAUCAACAGAUCCUGCCUCGGCGCUGACAUUGAUGAGUGCGGACAUCGAGAGAAUAACUACUGGUUGGCAAAUGAUGCAUGACUUAUGGGCGUGCAUCAUCGAGAUUGUGUUGGCUAUAUACCUGUUACAACGCCAAUUAGGGGCUGCUUGCGCGAUACCAAUCGGUGUCUCUAUCUUUGCUAUGUUCGGCGCCGCAGCCACUACAUCGCUCGUCCUUGCGCGGCAGACAGCGUGGCUACAAGCCAUCGAAAAACGUAUCUCAGCCACGACCGCUAUGCUUGGAGCCAUGAAAGGGGUUAAAAUGUGUGGUCUCAAGGACACCCUUCAACGACGCCUGCAGGAGCUCCGCAAGGAAGAAAUGGAGAUCUCGAAAGGUUUCAGAAAGUUGCAGAUCUAUACCAUGGCAUUCUCGUAUAUCACCCCCGUCGGCGCCCCUAUUCUGACAUUUGCUGUCUUCUCCGUCACAGCCCGAAACGCCGGUGGCAAUACUACGUUAGACACGGCUCGAGUUUUCACGUCUCUGUCUCUUUUCACACUGUUAUCAGAGCCCAUCCAAUCCUUCAUGCAAGCGCUAGUCACAUUUAUGGGUGCUGUUGGGUCUUUCCAGCGUAUUCAACAGUUUCUCGAGGCAGAAGAGCACAAAGACUACCGAGAGAAGCCUGGGGAGACAUUUGACGCAGGCAGCAUCCAUAGCGUCAGGAAGAAGAGUAUCUCCGAGCAGAGUGAAAUCAGCGCAGCAAAGACAAUGAGCACGGAGAAACUUGACUUUGGGCUAAUGCUCCAAGAAGAUCGGUGCUACUAUAACAUGCCCGAGGCGAUUAUCAUUCAGGAAGGCAACUUCGGUUGGACGGAGGAGUCGACUCCAGUAUUGAAACAUGUCAAUCUCAGUGUUCCUCGAGAGAAAGUGACCAUGUUGAUUGGUCCUGUGGGUUGUGGCAAGUCCACCUUGCUGAAAGCAAUACUUGGAGAACUGCCUACGGUAUCAGGCCGAGUAGGCAUUUCAUCAUCUAGCAUAGCAUACUGCAACCAGACUCCGUGGCACAUGAACAGUACCGUUCAAGAGAGUAUUGUUGGUAUAACGUGUCGGUAUGACGAGAAGUGGUAUCACGAUGUUGUCGAAGCCUGUGCUUUAGACGAGGAUUUCGCACAUUUACCACAAGGUGAUCAAACUGUCAUCGGGAGCAACGGUGUUGCCCUCAGUGGAGGCCAAAGCCAACGAAUCGCAUUAGCGAGAGCUGUAUACGGGCAGAGAGAUAUUGUCCUCCUCGAUGAUGUCUUCUGUAGUCUAGAUCAAGAUACUGAGAACAAAGUUUUCCACAACCUCCUUGGUAAAAACGGAAUCCUUCGCCGGAAGCGGGCUACGAUCGUACUUGCUUCAUCAUCAGCUCAACGUGUUCCGUACGCCGAUCACAUCGUUGCUAUCAAUCAGAGUGGGUUUAUAGGGGAGCAAGGAUCAUUCCAUACUCUCAACCGGAGCGGUGGCUAUGUUUCGAGUUUUAACCUUCAACCUACUGACUGGGCUCACGCUUCUGUGCGACGAUCAUUUACGGAGAAAACAGCGGGACUAUUUCCGCCGAUCACGCACGCGAAGGAAGAGUUGCCAAACGUAGUGAGUGUUGAUGCCGAAAAUGCUCGACGAACGAGUGACAUAGCCGUGUAUGGCUACUAUAUACGAGCCAUUGGAUGGAUGCCCGCCAUAAUAUUCGUUCUCGGUAUCAUGAGCUUUGUCUUCUGUUACACUUUCCCUAGUAUAUGGGUUAAAUGGUGGGCUGCGGCUAACAUAGAAACCCCGAACGGCAACUUAGGAUACUGGCUGGGAAUAUACGCUGUACUUGGGCUAUCAGCAAUCGUGAGCCUUCUCAUAGCCACAUGGCAAAUUAUCAUCACUGCAGUCCCUAGAUCUGGUGUUGCUUUCCACGAGAAGAUACUCAAGACUGUCCUGAACGCUCCCAUGCGUUUCUUCAGUACUACCGAUACUGGUGUAACAAUCAACAGGUUCAGCCAGGAUUUGCAAUUAAUCGAUAUGGACUUGCCCGUCAAUGCCCUACAGACCUUUACAGUCGUCGUGAUGUGUAUUGCACAAAUGGUUCUCAUUGGUGUAGCAUCUGCUUACGCUGCGAUUUCCUUUCCUAUAUGCGUAAUCGUUCUUUACUUAGUGCAAAAGUUCUAUCUCCGGACAUCUCGCCAACUUCGGUUCCUUGAUCUCGAAGCAAAGUCGCCACUUAUGUCCGAGCUUGUAGAAUGCCUCGGUGGUCUAGCAACUAUUCGAGCAUUUUGUUGGCAGGACGCCCUUCAAGUGCGUGUUCGGGGCCUUCUUGAUCGGUCUCAGCGUCCAUUCUAUCUGCUCUUCGCUGUCCAAAGAUGGAUCACUCUCGUUCUUGAUCUUAUGGUGGCCGCAGUCGCGGUCCUGCUCAUCUCUCUGGUGGUCAACCUGCGAGGUCAAUUGAGUGCCGGAUACGUAGGAGUGGCUAUGCUCAAUGUGAUCAUGUUCAGCCAAUAUAUAAAACAACUUGUUGUUUUCUGGACGAUGCUUGAGACAAACAUAGGUGCAAUAGCUCGCAUCAAGUCUUUCACCGAGGAUACUGCCGAUGAGCAUCAGCAGCAUGAGUCUCAACAGCCACCUGCGGUUUGGCCAUCAAAGGGAUCAAUCGAAUUCAAGAAUGUAUCGGCCUCUUACAAGCCCCCAUCGAAUGUCCUUGAGAAUCUAGACUUGUCAAUACAGCCAGGACAGAAGGUUGCCAUAUGUGGCAGAACUGGUAGUGGCAAAUCAUCACUUAUGCUGACCCUGUUCCGCAUGCUUGACCAGACCUCAGGGUCACUUAUCAUCGACGGUAUCGAUAUCGCGACCAUACCCCGCCAGACUGUUCGGUCAAGAAUAAUAGGGGUUCCACAAGAUGCGUAUCUCUUUCCUGGGACCGUUCAGGAAAAUGCGUCGCCUACUGGCACUGCUGCAGAAAGCGAUAUCAUCGAAGCCUUGGAAAGCGUCCAAUUGUGGAACAUCAUCAGUGAGAAGGGUGGUCUAAGUACGCUGGUGGAAGAUUGUCAUUUUAGUCAGGGGCAGAAACAGCUGUUUUGUUUGGCUCGAGCCAUGCUUCGUCCUGGGAGGAUAUUGGUACUUGACGAAGCGACGUCGAGCGUCGACGCACAAACAGAGGUCGUCAUUCAAGAUGUUUUGCGGACAAAGUUUGCAUACCACACUGUCAUCACAGUGGCACAUAAGCUCGACUCCAUCCUCGACUUCGACCGCGUUGCCAUGAUGGAAGGCGGCCGAAUCGUCGAGUACGAUGCUCCAUAUUCCCUUCUCAGCCAGCCCGAAUCGAAAUUUGCCCAACUCUACCAUUCUGCAGAAGAGAGUGAGAGCACAUGACCGCAUCGGCUUAUUGUCAGUUUUACAAAGCACAGCAUCCGGCGUACUGGAAUCAUUAUUCACGGCGCAAACGACUUGGCGUCAAUAAAUAUAGGCAUACACACAAGACUUAUUUUCCUAAUGUCUUCAUGAGAACCUCGUCACUCGCUUCAAUCCAUUCAUCUCUUUUGUUGGUCUUGCACUGGCCGGUCCGGUGAAAACACAUCGGUAAAUUUAGGGGCACCUUACACUCGGUACUAUUUUCUUACUCAUCACCCUAUUUACGAAAUUGAUACAUAUAUACAUUUACAUGAAUACUGAGCUAGCUUGUGCAGUUCCCCAC
Messenger RNA from Pseudovirgaria hyperparasitica, 5247 nucleotides. RefSeq names its product canalicular multispecific organic anion transporter 1. Lineage: Eukaryota; Fungi; Ascomycota; Dothideomycetes; Acrospermales; Acrospermaceae. The record is from RefSeq and is a predicted model, not a curated record. Gene Ontology annotation, molecular function: ATP hydrolysis activity; ATP binding; ABC-type transporter activity. The transcript has 14 exons. Bases 369 to 4925 code for a protein of 1518 amino acids. Gene Ontology annotation, cellular component: membrane. Gene Ontology annotation, biological process: transmembrane transport.